UUCUACUCCUUCCUGUUUGCUGCAGCUCCUGUUACCACUUUCUCUGAGGUGCUCACAUUGUCACUGAUUUCUCUGUUCUUUUAUCACAGGGUCACCAUCUGUAACAAUAUGGAAUUUCACAUCCGCCCAGCUGAGUCCAGAGACUGUCCUCAUAUAAUGACAAUGAUCCGGGAACUGGCUGAAUAUGAAAAAAUAACCCACUUCAUCAAACUGACCGAGGAAGCUUUACUCCGGGAUGGAUUUGGGGAAAGUCCUUGGUUUCACUCUUUAGUUGCAGAGCUGCCAGAAAAAGAAAGAGGGGACACAGCAGGGGGACCAUUUGCUGGUUACGCUCUAUUUGCCAACAGCUAUAACAGCUGGACUGGCCGUACAUUGCACUUGGAAGAUCUUUAUGUUUCCCCACAAUACAGAGGAAAAGGUCUUGGGAAGGAGCUUAUGAAAAGUGUGGCCCAGGUUGCCCUAAAAUCUGGUUGUUCCCAGAUUCACCUUUCAGUGCUGAAGUGGAACACCCCUGCAAUUACCUUGUACAAGUCGCUGGGUGCCCAGAACCUCACAGAACAACCAGGUUAUCAAGUAAUGUGUUUUAAAGAAGAUGCUCUCAAAACCAUGAGUUGUUAAGAAUAACAAUAACUUUUUUUUUACCAUUGCUACGGAACUUUGUGAUGCUUUACAAAUAACGGACAUUAAUAAAAUUGCAGAGGAACGUUUGAGAUAGAGAAGAAAAUAAAUCCACAUUCAAUAUUAUAUGAGGAUGGAUCUUUGCACAAGUGAACAGUUCGAGUUCCAGAUAAAAAUGAUCUUUCUCUGCAUGACUGUACAACUGAUAAUAGAUCAAGUAUUUACACCACAUGCUGUGUCAUUUCAUAUAUGUGCAAACAAGAAGUCACUUAAAAUUGAUGGAACCUAAAAGUGAGAGUUCUGUGGGUGAUCUCAUUGCAUUUUAAACAGAAUUUCAUAAAUAAACAAUCUUUUUCAGCAUA
Messenger RNA from Bombina bombina (fire-bellied toad), 980 nucleotides. Its product is annotated as thialysine N-epsilon-acetyltransferase. The coding region runs from base 109 to 618 and encodes 169 amino acids. The transcript has 6 exons. Lineage: Eukaryota; Metazoa; Chordata; Amphibia; Anura; Bombinatoridae. The record is from RefSeq and is a predicted model, not a curated record. Gene Ontology annotation, molecular function: N-acetyltransferase activity.